GUGAGUGGCUGUCUUUAUUCCACACUAUCUAUCUCAGCUUCUCCUAAAGGUAACACAAUAAUACCCACUCCCCACAAAAGAAAAGAAAAAAAGAAAAAAAUUUAUUUUCUUUCUUCUUUUUUCUUUUUCUUUUUUAUACAAUUACAAACACUUCUUUCUGUUUUUUAGUUUUAUCACUUUCCUUCUCUUCUUCCAUUCUCAAAUGGCAACUCUGCAAUCUCUUGCAUUUGCUUCGCCUGUCUCACAUUAUUCGCAUCAAACACGUUCUUUCCCAGGCUCCUUUUGCUGGGCUGUCCAUCGCAUUGCACGAUCCCCAUUCAGUGGAAAAUCUUUACGCCUGUCUCAUCCACAGUUGACCUCGACUAGGCAGAAAUCCUCAAGAUUUAUUACAAUGAUGGCCAAGCCAUCAAUCCAGUUUAUCCAAGGAACUGAUGAACAGACAAUACCAGAUGUAAGGCUAACUAAGUCAAGGGAUGGCACAAAUGGUAUGGCGAUUUUCACCUUUGAUGAGCCCUCUGUUUUUGACUCUUCUGCUGAACUUGGUGAUAUAACUGGCUUUUACAUGAUUGAUGAGGAAGGGGUUCUCCAAUCAGUUGAUGUUAGUGCUAAAUUUGUAAAUGGAAAGCCAGCUCGAAUUGAGGCGAAAUAUGUCAUGCGUUCACCUCGAGAGUGGGAUAGAUUCAUGAGAUUCAUGGAGCGAUAUGCUAAUGCCAAUGGCCUACAAUUCGUCAAGAGUUAAGGCAAUGUAUAUACUUCUAAUCUGCUUUGCAUCUGUCAACUCAUUGGUCUUCUGUAAAUUAGUCAAGCAAAACUUGAGUUUCUUGGUUGAUUGUGUGUAGGUCUGUUGCAACUCGCAACUACCACCAUAUUCCUCCUAUCUCUUUAACAAAUUUUGCAGUUCAUAGUGAUGUACAAUUUCCGUUCCUCCAUUUUUUGUCAUUUAAAAGCAAGAUGGCACCUGUCCUGUUGUCUCUUCUUGCAAGUAAUCACAUAUUUUUAUGUUAAUUGGUCAACAUUGACUAGUUUGUCAGAUACUGAGCUUCAUAUUUAGCAGCUCGACUGUUGGACA
Molecule: messenger RNA, 1069 nt
Organism: Ricinus communis (castor bean)
Lineage: Eukaryota; Viridiplantae; Streptophyta; Magnoliopsida; Malpighiales; Euphorbiaceae
Product: photosystem II reaction center PSB28 protein, chloroplastic
Exons: 2
Coding region: 203-739 (178 amino acids)
Biological process (GO): photosynthesis
Cellular component (GO): photosystem II oxygen evolving complex; chloroplast thylakoid membrane; photosystem II
Source: RefSeq, a predicted model, not a curated record